Cryptosporidium muris RN66 is the source of this 1218-nucleotide messenger RNA. Its product is annotated as oxidoreductase, short chain dehydrogenase/reductase family protein. NCBI's taxonomy places the organism in Eukaryota, Apicomplexa, Conoidasida, Eucoccidiorida, Cryptosporidiidae. The coding region runs from base 1 to 1218 and encodes 405 amino acids. The record is from RefSeq and is a predicted model, not a curated record. The transcript is spliced from 3 exons. Gene Ontology annotation, molecular function: oxidoreductase activity.
AUGAGUGAUUUGUAUCAAUACUUCAGGUAUUAUAUAUGUGAAAGUUUAUUCUACAUUAAUAUCUCAUUUAUACUGGGAAUUGCAUUCUUAUGGUGGCUAAUUUCUCAAGUUAUAAUAGGAUAUAUAUAUAUACUGUUUAUUUGUCUAUUGUCUAAAGUAUUACCAUUUACUUGGUUAAAAUAUUUCGUUAAAAAGGUUACCGGAAUUUGUCUAAGGACUGUACAAAUUCCAGAGAAAGAUUUGACAGGGAAAGUCUGCAUAGUUACCGGAGGAGCUAGUGGUAUAGGCAAAGAAAUAUCCACAGUCCUUGUAGCUUAUGGAGCAAGUGUCAUUAUAGCAGAUAAUAAUAAAGAGCAGGGAGUAAUUACAGCAUUUUCCAUUAAUACGCUAAGGGGGAAUACCUAUGGAUAUGCAAAAUAUAUGUAUAUAGAUUUGGCUAACGCUGAUACAAUUAAAUCAUUUGUGAAGAGAUUUAUUUACGAUUAUGAUCGUCUAGAUAUUCUAAUCAAUAAUGCUGGAAUUGGUUUAAAUAAUCAAAUUUCUUCAGAUUUAUCUUUAAGUUAUGUUUUUCAGACUAACUACAUUGGAACUUUUCUACUUACUGAGUCUCUGAUUCCUUUGUUAAAUGCAACAUUAGGAUCUCGAGUUGUUAAUACAUGUUCUCCUAUUCAUAGAAUACUUGGUUCUAAUUUAAAGAAGAUAAUAAAAUAUGCAGAAAUACCUAGUAUACAGUCUUAUGGUGCUUCUAAAGCAGCUAUACUUUUAUACUCACUCAAGCUUCGACGGACUGCCUUAGGUCUUUCUCAGUUACCCUCAACUCCAUCAAGUGAAAGGAAAGUACAGUUAAAUACUUACCAUACAUGGUGCACAUGUGUUAAUCCUGGUUCAGUUAUAACGAAUAUAUUUCCAAAUAAAUUCCCCUUUAAUAUACUAAAACUGUUUAGCUUCGCCUUUUUGAAUAUCAAAAAAGGUGCUCAAACAACUAUUUAUGCUGCAUUAUGUUCAGAAGAAAAGGCUACUUUGUAUCUAAGUCCAUACUGGUUACCAGGUAAGGGAUCUUGGAUAUUAGACCAGUAUGCUGACUUUCUCAGUGUAUACAUUGGUCCCUAUCCAGCAAUACCAUCUUUGGAUGACAAAGCUUCAGUAGCAGCAGAGUACUUGUAUGAUUGGACACAAGCUAAAAUAAAUAAACUUAAUAUGCAAGAUAGAACUAUGUAG